Hirsutella rhossiliensis is the source of this 2466-nucleotide messenger RNA. RefSeq names its product oxidoreductase molybdopterin binding domain-containing protein. NCBI's taxonomy places the organism in Eukaryota, Fungi, Ascomycota, Sordariomycetes, Hypocreales, Ophiocordycipitaceae. The record is from RefSeq and is a predicted model, not a curated record. Bases 1 to 2466 code for a protein of 821 amino acids. The transcript is spliced from 4 exons. Gene Ontology annotation, molecular function: molybdenum ion binding; oxidoreductase activity; heme binding.
AUGAUCCGCCUCACCGGAAAGCACCCUUGCAACACCGAGGCUCCCCUCUCCACGCUUUUCAGCCGGGGCUUCCUCACUCCUCAGAACCUCUUCUACGUCAGAAGUCAUGGCUAUACCCCUCGCGUCACCUGUCCACAAGCAAAAGCAUGGAGGCUUCGCGUGCACGGCCUCGUCGAUAACGGCAACGAGUUUUCCAUCCAAGAUCUAAAGGAAAGGUUCCAAGUCAUAACACUCCCCGUCACUCUCGUCUGUGCCGGCAACCGCCGCAAGGAGCAGAACAUGGUCGCAAAGGGCCUCGGCUUCAACUGGGGUGCCGCGGGCGUUUCCACUGGUCUCUUCACUGGAGUAUACCUUGCCGAUAUUCUCGACUACUGCAAGCCCAAGAGUCGCGCUCGGCACGUCAUCUUUGAAGGCGCCGACGAGCUCCCCCAGGGCAAGUACGGCACCUCGCAGAGAUUGAGCUGGGCCUUGGACCGGAAAAAGGGCAUGCUCGUCUCGUGGGGCCUCAACGGAGAGGAUCUCUCCCCAGACCACGGCUACCCCCUGAGAUUAGUUGUUCCGGGCCAGAUCGGGGGACGCAUGGUCAAAUGGCUCCAAAGCAUCGAGGUCUCGGAUCGUGAGAGUCAGCACCACCUGCACUUUUUCGAUAACAAGCUUCUCCCCACCGAGGUCACCGCGGAGCAGGCAAGGACCGAGGAUAAGUGGUGGUACGACCCCAAGUACAUCAUCAACGAACUCAAUGUCAAUGCCGCCAUUUGCUCACCCGAACACAACCAGCUGCUUCAACUUGCCCUUGAGCCCGAAACGCUCCCCAUCCAAGGAUACGCUUACACGGGCGGGGGACGUCGCAUUACUCGCGUUGAGGUGACGUUUGACGACGGACAGACCUGGAAAUUGGCCGACAUCACGUAUCCCGAGGACCUUUACCGCAUACACCCUGUCCAGGAUCACCAUUAUUUUGGCAAGAUUGACCUGAGCAUGACUGAGAUGAGCUUCUCCUGGUGCUUCUGGAAGCUCAACGUCAACGUGCAGUCUUGCCUAAUCAACCGCGACGUCAACGCCAUUGCAGUCCGCGCCAUGGACGAGGCGCUAAGCGUCAUGCCUCGAGACAUGUACUGGAAUGCCACCUCCAUGAUGAACUCAUGGUGGUUCCGCGUUGCUGUCCACAAGGAAGUCGACGGCAGGUGCCUCAGGUUCGAGCAUCCUACCGUUGCCGGCAACGCCAGUGGCGGCUGGAUGCAGCGCAUGAAAGAUUCCGCCAAAGAGGAUGCCGCUUCCAACAUCAUCACGGCCUCUGAACUGGCGCAGCACGCUGACGGUCAGGGGCCAACAUGUUGGUUCGUCAUCCAGAACCAUGUCUACGACGCCACUGGCUUCCUUCAAGACCACCCUGGAGGUGAUCAGUCCAUCCGCCUGGUCGCCGGUGAGGAUGUGACCGAGGACUUCAUGGCCAUCCACUCAAUGGAUGCCAGAAAGAUGUUGCGUCAGUUCCACAUCGGAAAGCUGGAAGACGAGGCAGCAAGGGAGAAAGCUUCAUGCCUGGACGUCGAGGCGCGGGAUGAUGCGUCUAAGCCGUUCCUGGAGCCGAGGCGGUGGAAGAAGGCCCGGUUGGUCUGCAAGAAACCCGCCUCGCAUGACUCGCGAAUCUUCCGCUUCGCUCUAUCGCACGACGAGCAAAAGCUUGGUUUGCCUGUGGGACAGCAUGUCUUCCUGCGGGCCAAGAAGAUCAAUGACGCCGCGGGAGAGGGAGAGAUGAUGCAGCGUGCCUAUACGCCGUAUAGCGACAACAACCAGCGCGGCUUCCUUGAUAUCCUCAUCAAGGUGUAUUUCCCUUCGCGUGGGAGCACCAAGGCAGGUGCUACUUUUCCAGGGGGCAAAAUGACCAUGCUUCUCGAAAACACGCGGAUAGAUGGCGGUUUAGACGAGUUAACCGUCGAGAUCAAGGGUCCUGUUGGCCAUUUUACUUACCUUGGCGACGGUCAAGUGCAAUGGGGGCCCGGCAAUCGUAUCCGCAAAGUCAGGCGGCUUGCCAUGAUUGCUGGCGGCAGCGGCAUCACUCCCAUCUGGUCGACGCUCAGGGCCAUCGCAGACGAGUAUAUGGCCUGCCCGCCGUCGAAGCGUCGCCAGCCCAUGCAAGUAUGGCUUGUCUACGGCAACCGAACCGAGAGGGACAUACUCAUCCGCGAGGAGCUUGACCGGCUGCUAUACUCGCUCGAGGGCAACUUGUGCAUCUGGCACGUCCUCAGCUCGGACGAGCAUUCCAGCAGCAGCUGGAAGAUGGGCCGAGGACACAUAAAUGUCGAAUGCCUGCGCCGGCAUCUCCCUCCGCCACCCUCCAUGGGGGCGGGCGACGAGAUUGGCGACACGCUCGCCCUCGUGUGCGGGCCUCCUCCCAUGGAAAAGGCUGUAGGCGCUGGGUUGCAAGAGCUCGGAUGGGUUCUCGACAGAGACGUGGUAUUUUUCUAA